This is a messenger RNA of Fusarium venenatum, 1026 nucleotides long. RefSeq names its product tryptophan synthase beta subunit-like PLP-dependent enzyme. Gene Ontology annotation, biological process: L-threonine catabolic process; L-serine catabolic process. Lineage: Eukaryota; Fungi; Ascomycota; Sordariomycetes; Hypocreales; Nectriaceae. Gene Ontology annotation, molecular function: threonine deaminase activity; L-serine ammonia-lyase activity. The record is from RefSeq and is a predicted model, not a curated record.
AUGGGAUCUCUAGGCUCUGACGCUAAAUUGCCAUGGAUUAAGACACCAUGUCUUCUCAGCACUCAAUUAUCUCUUCUUACAGGCUGCAAUGUCUACCUCAAGCUUGAAAACCUUCAACCGUCAGGCUCUUUCAAGACCCGUGGAAUUGGUAAUCUAAUGACCCAAGCUGCUGCUGCUGCCACGGGUCCUGUUCAUUUCUACUGCUCUUCAGGUGGCAACGCCGGUCUGGCAUGCGCAACAUCUGCUAUUUCGCUCGGCCAAAAGGCCACAAUCGUUAUGCCUACUAUUAUCAGCCCACUCAUGAAGGGAAAGCUACUUGAUCUGGGAGUAGAGGUACACCAGAAAGGUAAGAACUGGGCCGAGUGCGAUGAGUACAUGCGCGAAGAGCUGGUAGCCAAAGAUCCUUCGGCUAUUUAUGUCGCGCCAUUCGACGACCCUCGAAUCUGGGAUGGAGCAGCAACUAUGGUGGACGAGAUUCGGGAUCAGCUUGAGGGUCGUGUCGAUGGUAUCGUCUGCAGCGUUGGUGGCGGCGGUUUAGUCAACGGCUUGAUGCAAGGUGUCGAGAGCCGUCCCUGGCUAGGCGCAAAGCCCGCUGUUCUGGCUGUUGAGACCGAGGGAGCCGACAGUCUUAACGCAAGUGUUCUCGCCGGCGAGCACGUAACACUGCCUGAGAUGACUUCAAUCGCAACAUCCCUCGGUGCUACAAGAGUGUCUGAGCAGACGUGGAAGUGGAGUCAGCAUCAUUCAGGGACGAUGAAGAGUCUUGUUGUGUCUGACGCAGAUGCUGCCCUAAGUGCUGUACGUUUUGCGGACGAUGGACGACAACUGGUUGAGGUAGCGUGCGGUGCAGCCUUGGCGGUUGCUUAUCGAGGAGACUUAAGGAAGGCUCUUGGGGAGGGUUUGUCUGAUGAAGAAUGGAACAAGAAGAAUGUGGUGUUUGUGGUCUGUGGUGGUUCUGGUGUUACGUUGAAUAUGCUGUCUGAGUACCGGGAAAAGUACUCGGGACAGUCAUCCAUCAAGGUCUAA